Messenger RNA from Phlebotomus papatasi, 2885 nucleotides. RefSeq names its product mannosylglucosyl-3-phosphoglycerate phosphatase. The record is from RefSeq and is a predicted model, not a curated record. Gene Ontology annotation, molecular function: hydrolase activity. Lineage: Eukaryota; Metazoa; Arthropoda; Insecta; Diptera; Psychodidae. The transcript is spliced from 6 exons. Gene Ontology annotation, biological process: nucleotide catabolic process. Bases 117 to 2198 code for a protein of 693 amino acids.
UUAUUUAUAAUUUCAACCAAGGAAAAUCUCUCCUCUAGAGACAGAUAAUUUUAUCGUACUUUCGUGCUACAAUUUCAUUGGAACUUUUUUGUGAGAUUUUUUGCACGCAAUUUACAAUGAGAAAAUUAGGAUUGUACGUCCUGAAUUGUCAGGGAAUGGCUGGAUUUGCAGCGCAAGCAGCUCUCCGGUCCAAAUGGGGUGAUCUCGUGGAUUCUGGCUCUGCGAGUCUUCCGGAACCGUCUGAGGUGUCUCAGAGUCUCAAGAAUGUCGUCGGGUGGCUCAAACAGGCUUCAAUUGAGGUGAGAGAGGCGGGAAAGAGGGCCGUAACGACACUUCAGAACACCCAUCCGACGAGUGUUCUGGCGCGCAGGGAGGCUGGCAUGGAGCCAGUGUCUGAGAAAGAAACUGCUGUGUCCUCCAUUGUCCAUUGCAAUAGUCAUUCGCCUCAUCGCGAAAUUCCAGCCGCUUCCAAGGAUGCCAUCACAAUUCUCCAUUUCAACGACGUGUACAACAUCGAACCUAAUUCGGCCGCAGAGCCAAUUGGGGGUGCCGCCAGAUUUGCAACAGCUAUCAAUAGUUUCCGGGACUUGAAGCCUCUGGUAUUGUUUAGCGGGGAUGCCUUCUCGCCCAGUAUGCUCAGCACCUACACUCAGGGUGAACAGAUGAUCCCCGUGCUUAAUGCCAUCAAUACAAAAUGUGCUGUUUUUGGAAAUCAUGACUUCGAUCACGGCCUAGAUGUUUUGUCCAAGUGGGUAGAUCGAUGCCACUUUCCCUGGCUUAUGUCCAAUGUGGUGGACAAUGAAACGGGCCGUCCGUUGGGUGAUGGUAAGAUCACACAUAUUAUGAGAUAUGGUGAACACCAAAUUGGUUUGGUGGGUUUAGUGGAGCGACAGUGGCUGGAGACAUUGCCCACGAUAGAUCCCAAGGAAGUUACCUUCAUUGACUUCUCCAAGGCAGCCCAUGAAUUGGCAGCUGAGCUGCGAAAGGAGGGCUGUGACAUUGUAAUUGCCCUAACGCACAUGCGAACGCCCAAUGAUGAAGAACUAGCCAGGCAAUGUCCAGAAAUUGAUUUGAUUCUCGGUGGGCAUGAUCAUGUCUUUGAAGUCAUUCAAGUUAAUGGUACGAAUAUUGUGAAAUCUGGGACGGAUUUCAGGCAAUUUUCGAAGAUUGCAAUUGAGAGUGAACGGGAUGCAAAUGGGAGGCUUCAAAUGGAAAUUGAGCGAGUGGAUGUAACAGCUUCCUAUGCUGAGGAUGAGAUUCUCAAGGCGGAACUUGACAAAUACUCAGCGACAAUUGAGUCAAAGAUGGGCGAGGUACUGGGAACAUUUUCAGUGGAGUUGGAUGGGAGAUUUUCUCAUAUUCGCACGGCUGAAACGAAUCUGGGAGAUUGGGUUUGUGAUGUAAUUCUAGCAGCUACUGGGGCGGAUGUUGUGCUAAUCAAUUCGGGCACAUUCCGAUCAGAUCAGGUUCAUCCAGCGGGUCCCUUUACGAUGCGUGAUUUGGUGAAUGUGGUGCCAAUGAGGGAUCCACUGAUUGUUCUCGAAAUGCCGGGGAGCGUGCUGCUGGAAGCACUGGAGAAUGCCGUGUCGGCAUAUCCGAAGCUCGAAGGGCGUUUUGUUCAAGUUUCUGGAAUCUCCUUUGUUUUUGAUCCAUCACAAGCACCAGGGAGGCGUGUGGAAGCACGCCUGGUGCGUGUGGCUGAUGAAUGGCUCAAUCUGGAGCAGAAUUAUGCUGUUUGCAUCAAGAGCUACAUGCACAGUGGCUGCGAUGGCUUCCACAUGUUCAAAGAUUGCAAAGUUCUGAUGGAUGAGGAUUCCAGUCCUGAAUUGGGCUUAGCAAUUCAGAAUCACUUCAAGGCAAUAGAUGUACGAAUGGGCAAAGGACGUCCGUCGAAGCAUCGUCAGAGUUUGGUGACUCUGUCCAGACGCCAUAGUACAGUCCAGAUGAUGGAUAGCAUGGAGCUGGAUGGACCAACACCCGUGCGGAGGAUUUCUCUGCAAAAAUCCAUGGAUAGUGUACCCAAACUCCUCAGACGCACUUCGCUGGACGAUCUGGAACAGGCCAGUUGCCAACUGGCUCCAGACAUUCAACACAGGAUUAUCUCAGCCCAGAAUUCCGAGCAUGUCCAGGAGUUGCUGAGGCGUCGGGAAACACAAGAGAAGAACACUGUCAUCAAGGAAGUGGACGAGUACUCUUAAAGAGACGACGAUCCAGCUUCCGUCGAUAAGUCCUCCUUUUUCCAUAUUUUCCUCACCCUGAGUUUCCCUCAAAGAGACAGAUGACAAUGAAAGAAAGGCUUUAAUUAAUUGUUAUAUUUUAAAUAAUAUACCUCUCUGGUUUAUAUUUGUUGUCACAAAGCCGGAGAUUGUUUUUGAGGCAUCAAUCGAGCUACAGAUGGCUACAGAUCUAACUUAUAACUUUAAUUGUAUAUUUUCCCGUGGAAAUGCGCGCUUCAUUUCUUGCCAAAAAAAAAAUGAGUCACCUCGAAGGAUGGUGGAAGUGGAUUGGAUAUUGAUGAGAUGAUUUACCCAUUGAUAUUAAUCAGAGAGCUUAAGAAGAGAUGCUUAAAUGGGAGUCUGAGGUUUUCUCCCAAGGCCAGAGUAUUUUGAGGAUAGAAAGAUGUGUAGUAUUUUUGUAAGCUUUUUUUCUGCCUCCCAUUGUAUCUUUGAAUUAUGUGAGAAUGCGGUGCCUCUGGAGGCGAGAUAUAAUUCAGAAUAUUUAUUUAGAAGUCUGUUGAGGGUGUUUUUCUUGCAAGAGACAUUCCAAUUGUAAAAGGUCUAUAUAUUUACCGAGUGGGGCGACAUUUAACACACAUAAAAUGAACACAAAUUGUAGAUAAAUGCACUUGUGUUGAUUAUAAAUAAAAUACUAAAGAAUUUAAGUGA